AUGAGAUUUGUCUCUUUUGUCUUUCUUAGCAUCUUCAUCACCUUAUCAACCGUUUCUGCGUCUUCAACUUCAGAAAUUACCGACUUGACGACCAAAUCAUUGACCAACUCUGAACGGUUCAAAAGGGGAUUACCACCCAAUGUCCCUAUGAGAAGAUAUAAUGCGACUACUACGAGAAACCAUCUUGCAAGAAGAUCAGCACAAACCACUCCGGUGUAUUUACGAGCUACUCCAUUAGCACCGCCCAUAAGUAACCGUAGGACAGUAAAGGUAUCAGAAAUGGAGAGGGAUGAUACUCCGGUGACUGGGAUAAGUUGGGUUCAAUUCGAUUCUUCGAUAUAUAGAUUUAUUUUGCAUGUCCAUUUCAGAUAUAUACAUACCGAUGGGACCAACCAACAAGUUACUUUCUUCCCUGAGGACGGGACGACUUCUUACAUCUGUGCGGCUACCGCUUCUAGUACUUAUGGAUCUAUGGAUACUUCUCCUUUCACUGCCGUCGUAUUCGGUGCAUGCGGUUCUCAAACUCUCGACGAGGCCUACGGAGCAUAUCAACAAGUUCCCAUUUGGACGACACCUGCCACCUUCCCUGCAUCCGCCGGUAUCACAUACCACAACGCCGAUCAUGGCGAUACGUUGAACCCUUCCUUUUGGAUCUUCAGCAAUGGUUUCGCCAACUAUUAA
This is a messenger RNA of Tremella mesenterica DSM 1558, 681 nucleotides long. RefSeq lists its product as uncharacterized. Lineage: Eukaryota; Fungi; Basidiomycota; Tremellomycetes; Tremellales; Tremellaceae. The record is from RefSeq and is a predicted model, not a curated record. The transcript is spliced from 4 exons. Bases 1 to 681 code for a protein of 226 amino acids.